Penicillium diatomitis is the source of this 2088-nucleotide messenger RNA. Its product is annotated as lysophospholipid acyltransferase family protein. The record is from RefSeq and is a predicted model, not a curated record. The coding region runs from base 1 to 2088 and encodes 695 amino acids. Gene Ontology annotation, biological process: phospholipid biosynthetic process. Gene Ontology annotation, cellular component: endoplasmic reticulum membrane. NCBI's taxonomy places the organism in Eukaryota, Fungi, Ascomycota, Eurotiomycetes, Eurotiales, Aspergillaceae. Gene Ontology annotation, molecular function: glycerol-3-phosphate O-acyltransferase activity; glycerone-phosphate O-acyltransferase activity. The transcript has a single exon.
AUGGCGGGCCCUCUGGCAUCAUCCCGACGGAUGAUCCCGUGGCUGUAUGACCUCGUGCUGUGGCUGUUCACCUGCGCGUUGGACGUGUUCUUCCGCGAAAUCUACCCCCGUGGAGCAUGGAGAAUUCCAGAACGAGGUCCGGUGCUCAUCGUCGCCGCGCCUCACGCCAAUCAAUUCGUCGAUUCGGCGAUCUUGAUGCACCUGUUGAAGUCGCAGGCGAAGCGACGCGUCUCGUUCCUGAUUGCCCAGAAAUCCAUGAAUGAGCCCUAUAUCGGCACUCUCGCAUCAUGUAUGGGUGCACUCCCCGUCGUUCGGUCCAUGGACUUGACCAAGCCCGGCAAGGGCUCCAUCUAUCAACCGGACCCGGAGAGUGAUCCGGCUUUGAUUCACGGUGUGGACACAGAUUUCACGCAGCCCGAGUAUGGGCCGGGAGCAUCCAUCACCAUCAAGAACUCCAAGUCUACAGAAACCAUGACUGUCGACGAGGUUUUGAGUGCCACGGCCCUGCGACUCAAGAAGCCUUUCACCUCACCGCUGUCGGACGACCCAGGCCGCAAAGGCACGAGGUUCAAGAUUGCUCCUCAUGUUGAUCAGAGCCAGAUGUUCAAUGCUGUAUACGAGGAGCUGUCAUCCGGUGGUUGUAUCGGCAUUUUCCCCGAGGGAGGCAGUCACGACCGCUCCAAUUUGUUGCCCUUGAAAGCUGGUGCCGCUCUGAUGUCGCUCGGUUGCCUCGCUCGCGAUCCCGAGUGCGGGCUGUCUAUCGUUCCUUGUGGCAUGAACUAUUUCCACGCGCACAAGUUCCGCUCUCGUGCUGUGAUCGAGUUCGGCCGUCCGAUUCAUGUGCAUCCUGAUCAGGUGGAAGCUUUCAAAGCCGGCGGUGCCAGCAAACGCAAUGCCGUCGGUUCACUGCUCGAAACAAUCUAUGAAGGUCUCGAGUCCGUCACACAGAUUAGUCCCGAUCAUGAGACCUUAAUUUUGGUUCAGACGACGAGAAAGCUGUACAACCCCAUCAGCAAGAAGAUCCCGCUGCCGCUUGUGAUCGAAUUCAACCGACGGCUGCUCAAGGGCUACACGAAGCACCAAGAUGACCCCCGAGUCAAAGGGUUGAAAAAGAUGGUAAAGGAGUAUAAUCGACGACUCGAAUCAUUUGGGAUUCGUGAUCAUCAAGUCGAGUGGGGAAACAUUGAAGAGAAACCCUGGUGGCUCAUUCUCAUCACCUUGUUCUAUCGCUUGGCCAAGCUGCUCAUCCUCAGCUUUGGAGUCCUUCCUGGAGUCUUACUGUUCUGGCCGGUCUUUGUUACGACGAAAGUCAUCUCGGAAAGAAAACGCCGUAAGGCUCUCGCAGCUUCAGUGGUGAAGCUGCAGGGCCAUGACGUCGUGAGUACCUGGAAAAUUCUUGUCGCCAUGGGACUGGCCCCGACUCUGUAUGUUUAUUACACGAUUAUUGUGACCGCCUGGCUUCGUUACAACCGGAACGAUGGCUACUACACACAGUCCGUCCCCUGGUGGAUGAUGGCUCGGACCUACGUUCCGGACUUUGUUCCCUUGUGGCUUUUCGCGGUGUGUUUCUACGCUCAUAUGGGCUUUGUGAGCUAUGCGGCUCUUCGAUUCGGGGAAGUGGGGAUGGACAUCAUCAAGUCUCUGCCGCCUCUUGUCGUUGCUUUGAAUCCGCUUUCCUCGUCAUCUCUCGUCGAUUUGAGGCAGCAUCGAGAGGCGCUGUCGGAGAAAGUGACCAUGACCGUCAAUGAUCUUGGCUUUGGAAUCAUGCCCGACAUCGACGCCGAGAUCCCAACAGACCCCUACAAACUGGACGCCUAUCAAUCUCAUCUCAAGAGCAUGCCGCCCAGCGAGCCCUCCAGUCGAGAGCGCAGCCGGAGCAGAUCGAACGGCUCUAUACGUGGAGCUCCUAUGAAGGCGCUCAGCUCGAUCAACUCGGAGGGGGAUCUGGCCGAGAUUGACCGGAAAAUCCAAACCAACCUGAAGGGCCGUGGGCGGCGGUCAAACACCCUCACGUCCUUUGAGACGGGUGAAUCCGUUCUGAAAUAUAAGCCAAGGGCUCUCGAGAAAGCAGAAAAGAAGCACAAGUGA